This is a messenger RNA of Cinara cedri, 1713 nucleotides long. NCBI's taxonomy places the organism in Eukaryota, Metazoa, Arthropoda, Insecta, Hemiptera, Aphididae. The record is from the annotation of a GenBank genome assembly.
AUGUUAACAUUGUUAAUGACAUUUAUUACUUUAAUUUUUGUCAUGUUAGUAUCCUAUCAACUUGCAAUUAAACAUCAAAGUCUAACUGCUAAUUCAUAUUUUAUGGCAAGUAGAAAACUUAGCUAUGCUUAUAUAGCAGGUUCAAUGAUGCUAACAAACACCUCUAUUGAUCAAUUGAUAGGACUAAAUGGUAAUUCUUACUCUAAUAAUCUUAGCUCUAUAGCUUGGGAAGUAACAGCUGUUAUACCAAUGGUAAUACUAGCACUUUUUUUCUUACCACGCUUUAUGAAAGAAAGAUUUAUCACUUUACCAGAAUUUAUAUCAUUACAUUAUGACACAGUAACAAGACGUUAUAUUAGUAUAUUAUUAAUUUUAACUUAUACUUUUGUAUUAAGUCCAGCAUCGCUGUAUCUAGGAGCGAUUACUAUUAAUAAAAUAUUUAAUAUUCAGGAAUUAUUAGAUUUUUCUUACCCUAUAACGAUAUCCUUUCUCAUUGUAAUUAUCGGUUUAAUUGGUGCUGCUUACGCAAUAUUUGGUGGUCUUGGUGCAGUAGCUAUUUCUGAUACAAUUAAUGGUGUUUUUCUAUUAUUUUUUAUUUUCUUCGUGCCAAUUCUUGGUUUAUAUAUAUUGGGUAAUUCUUCUUUUUAUCAAGGAAUAAAUAUUAUUUUUCAUCAAUCGCCGGAAAAAUUAAAUAUGAUUGGUGGAGUAAAAGAUACCGUUCCAUUUAGUACAAUAUUUACUGGAAUGUUUAUGGCUAAUUUAUUUUAUUGGUGCACCAAUCAAGCAACAAUUCAAAAAUGUAUGGCAGCAAAAAGUUUAGAAGAAGGCCAAAAAGGAGUUUUAUUAACUGGUUUUUUUAAAUUAACACUACCAAUAUUCUUAAUGAUGCCAGGUCUUAUUGCGUGGCAUAUUUUUAAAAAUAAUCCUAUUAUUCAUUCCGAUCUUGCUUAUCCUCAAUUAGUCACAAUGAUUUUACCAUUAUGGAUGAAAGGUUUUUUUGUUGCUGUAAUUAUAGGUGCUGUUAUGAGUCAUUUUAAUGCUAUAAUUAAUGCAUCAUCAACAUUAAUUACUUUUGAUUUUUUUAAACCAUUAUUUUUAAAUAUUACUGAUCAUUAUUUAGUGAGAUUUGGAAAAUUAGUAAGUAUUAUUGUAGCAUUAGUUUCAAUAUUAGUUGCGCCAUUAUUAAUGUAUGCACCAGAAGGUAUAUAUAUGAUAUUACGUCGUUUUACUGGAUUUUUUAAUAUGCCAGUAAUUGCUAUUGUUCUUUAUGCAUUUUUUAGGAGUAAUUAUACAAGUGCGUUAGCAGCUAAAAUUGUAUUAAUUUUUCAUGCAUUUAUAUAUGGUAUUUUUAUUCUUUAUCUUAAUUUUGAUAAAAUAUUUAAUAUUAAUUUUAUUCAUUGUAUGGGUAUACUAUUUUUUAUUGAAUUAAUUUUACUUGAAAUAAUUGGUAAAUUUUUUAUUGUAAAGAAAAAUAAUUUUGUAGAAAAUGUUUCUAAAGAUAUUAUCUUAAUGCAAUGGCCUCAUGUAAAAAGUGUUAGUAUUUUACUAAUUAUUUUUCUUAUUUUACUAUAUAUAACAUUUUCUCCAUUUGGCAUUGCCAAUCAAUCAAUGGUUAAUGGGAAGUAUUUUUUCAUUAUCCUAAGUAUUUUGUUAGGGGGCUUAACUUUAGUUAUAUUAACAGAAAGUAAAUAUUAUUUAAAAUGUAGAAAAUAA